AUGUCAGUCCCAUCAACAGCAAGCAGAAGACUUCAAAAGGAAUAUCAAGACCUUUUAAAGACACCACAAGGAUGGAUGUCAGCAUCAGUCGUAGGAGACAACUUACACAAGUGGAAAGCUACCGUUAUUGGACCAGAAGGAUCACCAUUUGAAAAGGGAACUUUUGAAAUUGAUUUGGAUAUUCCAAAUGAUUAUCCAUUCAAGCCACCUGCUUUGAAAUUCACAACAAAAAUCUAUCAUCCAAAUAUUAAAUCUGAUGGUUCUGUUUGUUCAGAGCUCUUGUCACAAAACUGGUCACCGCAAUUAAAGAUUCAAGACGUUCUCGUCACCAUUCGUGCUUUGUUGACUGAACCAAAUCCAGAUAACCCCCUCGAAGCCGAUAUUGCUCAACAAUUCAAAACAGACAGAAACGCUUUCAAUAAGACAGCCAAGGAGUGGACCAAAAAAUACGCGAAAUAG
Molecule: messenger RNA, 459 nt
Organism: Cavenderia fasciculata
Lineage: Eukaryota; Evosea; Eumycetozoa; Acytosteliales; Cavenderiaceae
Gene: ubcB
Product: ubiquitin-conjugating enzyme E2
Exons: 3
Coding region: 1-459 (152 amino acids)
Source: RefSeq, a predicted model, not a curated record